CCUCAUUUGCCCCUGUCGCGCGGUCUUGGUAAAUUAUAAAAAGGGCGACUGGGUUAUGGCAUUCGUCUAUUCAACAUGGGCAGUAAAGUGCGACGGACAAACAGCUUUCCCGCAGUUGACGGAACUAAGAAAGCGAAUCCGCUUUUUGAAAUUCUUGGUGAAUGCCGCCUUGUCCACCACUUUUUAGAAAAAAAAUCCGAUCGAUCCUUGUGGCUGGUGAUAAAACUUCUUGAUGGCAUCCUCCGAGGUUUCUCUCAGGUAGUCUUCGCCAACAAUACCAUAAGUGGAAUUUUUGUCAUCAUCGGCUUGGCGGUGGCUGAUAUUUGGGUCUGCGCUGCUGGACUUUUAGCCGCUACCUUAGCUACGGUCACGGCCUCGGUGUUUAACCAACCUUGGAGUUCAAUCAGUAAUGGAUUGGUUACCUACAACGGUGUUUUAGUGGGAACAGUGACGGCCAGCAUUUGCCCACCCAUCGUUGCAGCAACUCAUGGACCUACUUACCUUUCUUGGUGUUUAAUAGGAUUCGGUGGAGUUAUGAGUACGUUGGUCACAUCUGGAAUGGCCAAUUUGUGCAAAGGCGUAUCACUCCCACCGAUGACGGUUCCCUUCAAUCUCAUUGAUCUACUUAUGUUUAUAUGUUUGCCUUCGAGUCUGACGCAUCUAGCAACAUUUGCUACUGCAGAUAAUGCUACAACUCUCGAGUUGGCUGCUUCUAUUAAUGAAACACUACCAGUAAACUCGACAGUUUCGCUAGAUUGGAUAAUGGUAUUACGUGGUAGCUUACUUUCAAUGGGCCAAGUUUACGCGGCCGAAAGUGUCGUCUGUUCAAUCAUCAUGUACAUUGGAAUAACAAUUUUUUCGCCAAUGCUUUCGAUUGCUCUCUUCAGCGGUUCUCUAUUAGCUUCAGUUUGUGCUCUUGGACUUACUGAAAACUACGCGGCAAUCUAUUCCGGUCUCUGGGGUUAUAAUUCUGCACUGACUGCAGGAGCUAUUGCGGUUACAUUUUACGUCCCGACAAUGCUCUCGGCUUUCAACGCAGCCAUGGCCGUAGUCUUCACCGCAGCCGCUCAACGCGCGUUCGGUCUUGUUCUGGCAACGGCUGGAUUGCCGAUUUUGACAAUUCCUUUUGUCGUUACGAGUUCGAUGUUUCUAGCUGUGAGCAGUGGGACUGGACGUGAAAGAUUAGUCAAAGCUCCAGAUGGUAGGCCACCUGAAUACCAACGCAGGCGAUUCACAAGAUCUGCUUCUGCUAUUCAAAUCGAAGCAUGUGAUGUUUAAACAUUCCAGAGUUGAGUUUAAAGUCUCGACACGCACCAUCGUAAAAAUAAACAAGGAUAUAAAAUUAAUUGGUCGAAAUCUACUUUCGAGUAAUUGAUAAAACACAAGCGGCCCCGCAAUUUAAGUGAUAAUAGGAUUGGCCGUCUACAGCGGAAUACUAAUUACCGUCAAAAGUUGAAUAACAAAAAGCAAAAAACAUGACUAUCACAUGACGAGUUAAGGAAAUUGAGCUUCCCAUUAAAAAAAAAUGUCAGAUGCGAUGUCAAUUAACCAGAAAAAUUACGUUUAAAUUGAAUUAGUGAAAAUAACCCACUUCAGACUUUAUUUCAAAAGUUUUUAAUACUAGUUUCACACCUAAACAACGUUCGAUACUAGAAAUUCUAUAUUAGAAGUGUUUUCCUUAUCCUUCUUUCCCAUCAUACAACCCAAGUUUGUUCUACCCAGGUACUUUUCAAUGUUUAUGAAAUUCGAAAUAUGCUUUGGUCAAGAUACAGAAAGUCCGAGCAUCUGAGAAUUCAACGCAAGCAAAAUUUUUCGUCAGAAACAUCGUAAUAACUUAAUUGGUGGCAAGAACCCAACAACUAAUGAUUGAUGCAUUAUGACAACUAUUUGAGAGAUUUUUUUGACAAAUCCCCCAUUUAUAACUUUAAAUCUGUUGUUUCUUUUAAGUUUGUAAAUGAUGGAUGACCACUGAGAUUAAGUAAAUAUCAUGUAUGCGCAAGAAAA
Molecule: messenger RNA, 2004 nt
Organism: Daphnia pulex (common water flea)
Lineage: Eukaryota; Metazoa; Arthropoda; Branchiopoda; Diplostraca; Daphniidae
Product: urea transporter 2-like
Exons: 9
Coding region: 76-1278 (400 amino acids)
Biological process (GO): urea transmembrane transport
Cellular component (GO): membrane
Molecular function (GO): urea transmembrane transporter activity
Source: RefSeq, a predicted model, not a curated record